Molecule: messenger RNA, 2754 nt
Organism: Aspergillus ruber CBS 135680
Lineage: Eukaryota; Fungi; Ascomycota; Eurotiomycetes; Eurotiales; Aspergillaceae
Product: WD repeat protein
Exons: 3
Coding region: 1-2754 (917 amino acids)
Biological process (GO): positive regulation of transcription by RNA polymerase I; positive regulation of rRNA processing
Cellular component (GO): nucleolus
Molecular function (GO): protein binding; RNA binding
Source: RefSeq, a predicted model, not a curated record
AUGGCCGGCGCAAGUCAAUCUAGCCGGCUCUCCAAAAGAACGCGAGCCGAUGCAGCGCAAAAUCAAACAGCACAUAUAGACGAAAACCAGGCCAAACGGCGUCGGUUUGCAGGAAAAAAGACUGAGAGUGAGGAGGCCGCGGAAUUGCCUGUAUCUAAAGGGUUGCAAGAGUUGACUGUCGUUGAUGGCAAUAUGUCCGUCGCAAAUACCCGCGAAUCUUCACGUACGUCUUGGUCAUCGUCGCAGCUUGGGGCGGGAAAAUAUACCGAUCUGGAGCCAGUUCUUACCGCAGAUGAAGAGUAUUUGUUCCUCGCAGUUGAGACGGCAAUCCAUAUCUACUCUACGGCCACUUCCCAUCCUGUUCGCACAUUACAAGCACAACCAAACCAAAGCAUAAUUGGAUAUAAGCUCUGUCCCAUAAACCAGAACUAUCUCUAUAUGUUUACUUCAACUGGAUCUAUUAGCAAAUGGGAAUGGGUUACCGGAAAGCAAACUUUACAUUGGGAUACAUGCCGCAGAACCAGUUUUUUCGAUGUCAUCGAAGCUUCCGGGGACGACACACGUAUUCUAUUUUAUUCCCUCUGCGAACGGAAAGGUGAUAGAAGAGAAAUUAGGGUGUCCACGUUACGUGAUGGAAAGCUAUUGGAAACAGUUGUUCUCGAAACGGAUGUCCGAGUCACUCAUAUAAGGACUGCACAACAGGGCCAAGCUGUUCUUGCUUAUGGCGGCCAACAUCUUCUUCUCGGUAUUGCAGAUGGUUCUGGUCUUGACAAUGUUGAACAUGCCCAAUAUACGUGGAGACAGACAACCUUGCCUGUGAACAUUACUUCUCUUGAUGUCCGUGAAAACACUCAGCAGAACGCCCAAGAUGCGAAAGCCAGGAAGGCUUCAGAACGAUUAGACCUCGCUGUAGGCGAAACAGCCGGGUCGAUCUUGAUAUAUCAAGAUGUUUUGGCCUUUUUUGCCAACAGUCAAGAUACUCGUGACGGAGGGAAGAGUUUUGCUCCAAGGCGUUUACAUUGGCAUAGAGGCCCUGUUAAUGCGCUGCGCUGGUCGAGAGAUGGGAACUAUGUUAUAUCGGGUGGACACGAGUCAGUCAUGGUACUAUGGCAGUUGGAUACCGGUAGAAAGCAAUUUCUGCCUCACCUCUCUUCUCCGAUUUGCAAAAUUGUCAUUUCUUCCACAGGAAAUUCAUACGCAGUCAAAUUAGCGGACAACUCUAUAAUGGUCUUGUCAGCAAGAGAGCUGCAGCCAUAUGCCACUGUUACAGGUCUGCAGGUGUCCCCAAAGAUGGUCAAACUCAAAGGUCAAUGUGGCUCAAAUGCAUUAUCAAGCACCACGGCAGCGGUCCUACAUCCUCAACAUCCUGAUCAACUGUUAGUGGCGGUUCCGGCUUCCCGCCAGAUGUCUCAAGAUGGCCAUUGUUCGGCGAUCUCACCGGUCCUUCAAACCUACAACAUUCACACAAACAACCAUAUUUCGCGGCAAGCCCUUGCACGGACCAACACAACCGUCCUUAAAAUCAGUCCGGAGGGGUCAGAAAUUACUACACCAGACAUUAAAUUCUUGGAUAUAUCUCAAAAUGGGAAUUGGAUGGCUACUGUCGACUGCUGGAGCCCGUUCCCUCAAGAUAUUAAGGCUCUUGGUCUUAGCAACACUGGGGAUGGUAGAACAAACAGCCACGAGGAGACCUUCUUGAAAUUUUGGAAAUGGAAUAGUGUGUCAAGUUUGUGGGAAUUGGUUACUCGCAUCGAUGGACCCCAUUUCUUGGACGGUGGCCCAACGCCUGUUCUUGGCCUUGCUUCUCGGCCCCGCAGCAAUGAAUUUGUAACCAUCGGGGCAGAUGCGGUAAUGCGCGUUUGGUCUCCAAAUUCGAGACCGCGCAGCGGAUUGCAAACAGGGCCCAAUGCGGCGCAGCAGCUGGAGACUUGGAAGUGCCGGAAUAUAGUCGACCUUAAAGGAAGCUUUGGCCCAAACAAAACCGAGCAUCUUAGCACAGCCUGUUUGACCUUCUCCGAAGAUGGCUCGGUGCUUGCGGUGUGCCUACCGUCAAUGUCAACCGCAAACCCUGGUCCUGUUCUUCUGUUAGAUGCACAAAGGUGUACAAUUCAUUACAGUAGACCUGGUGCAUGCUCUGAUGAUCCAUGUGCAGUUAGGUUUUUGGGACGUCAUCUUAUCGUUGCGUCGAAGCGUGCAAUCUCUGUGUGGGAUACGGUUGAUGACUUGGUUAGGAUUCCGGCGUCGCCGAUUGAUGGUUUAUCUACUGGGAGAUCGCAACCACUUUUAGCAGUCAGCCCGAAGACGCGCACCUUUGCAGUUGCCCUGCACGAUUUGCAACAUAUGAAGAAAUCCCGCACUGCGCAUUUCCAUGUUCAAGUAUACGAUAUCGAGUCAUUGCUACCAGUGUUUUCCUUUAGUGUCGGGAAGUGUCCACUUGUGCUAACCUCUGACCCGCGCUCUGGUGAUUAUAUCAUUGUGGAUGCCGGAGCCUCUGUGCAGCGAUUUGGCUGUUCUGAUAGGGCUCCUCAGGCCACAACCCCCCCUCGUGAGCUACCUAGCCGUCUCAGCUCUGGAUUGGCGGAUUUAUUCGGAAAUCAAACUUCUGCUUUACAAAGUACGAUCACGCUUGAUACGGAGAGGGCACCUUCACAGUCUGGAGGACUGUCUGGUGUUUUUGGUGAAGCACCCUCGUUUGUUUCACCCCCGGCCAAUGUUCUCUUUAGGAAUGUUGUGCAGUCUUUAUCUGUUAAGUGA